UAUAUAUAUACGACAAUACGAGAACAGUGGAAGGUAUACCGAAACCGUGUGUGUCUCCGAUCGGUCUACAACCGAAUCCGUUAUAACUCAAAUUACACCUUACACACAAUACAUAACCCACACGUUGGGUCAACACCUGUUGCAGUGUCGUGCAUCGAUGACAAAACCGUAAGCGGACGAUCGUCGUUAUAAACACAAAACCAAAAUCGUAUCGCGUUUCAUUAUUUAUAUAAAUCACGCGAUACCUAACAAUAUUAAGAAAUGCAACGAGAAGACGAUAAGAAUUGCAAUGUGGCAGCCACUGUUGGAGACGACGAUCUGCAGACGACUGACGUGGACCACAAACUGCAACCGUACGACGAAGAGGUAGACAAACUGAUCGAGUGGCUGCGGGACAUGCCUCAUUUGCCGAACAUCACCGACCGAGCGUGGUUGCGGAACUGUUUUAUCGGACGAAAACUUCGGAUAGAGAGGACCAAAGAAUCAUUGGACGGAUAUUUUUGCUGCAGGUCGCUUAUCGACGAAUUCUUCGGCGUCCGAGAUCCACUCGGAGAUGACGUCCAGACGGCGAUGCGAAAAACGUGGUUUGGGUUUUCAAGCAAUUUGACAGACGAGGGUUACCAAGUCAUAGUGACGAAAAAUCUCACCGACGAAGAUGUUCCCGGCAGGUAUUUAGAUCAGUGGACGAAAUACUUUUACAUGUGCAUCGACUGGAACUUGAAGCGAGAGACGGUAAACGGCGUGAUCAUUAUUUAUGACAUGGCCACGACGAACAAAAACGAAUUACUUACUCAAGUGACCCCAAAUUUUCUCAGGAAAUCUUUACAGUGUUCGACAUUUUUCCCGUACAAACUGAUACAGGUCCACUUCAUAAACGUACCGUCAUACGCAGCCGUAGUGUUCAAUAUUUUAAGAUCUCUGGUUCCCAAAAAAAUCCAAUCUCGUAUAUUUAUGCAUAAUAACCCAUCGGAUGUACUGCAACAUAUCAAAAAAGAAUGCGUUCCGUCAGAUUUAGGUGGUUGCGAUAAAUCCAUUAAAGAACUGGGCGAACUCUGCAAGGAGAAUAUCAUAGCGGAAAGAGAAAUGUUCAUGAAUGGAAUACUUUCGUUGAAAGCGGACAUGGACAAAAAGCCGAAAGACACGAACAGCAACGAACAAUCGGAGCUCUUCGGAUAUGACGGAAAUUUCAAGCAAUUGAAUAUCGAUUGAAAUAUAUAUUUCCCAACAAAUAUUUUUUCGAUUUAUCAUAAUGCCGGUGGACGCUGAUUAAAUAAUACAUAAAAGAAUACACUUAGUACUUACAAUUCUUAAAUUACAAUAACAAUAGUUAGUGUGUAUUAAAUAUUAAGUACAAAUAUUAACACUUAAAUAAACCAACUCGAUUCACUGAAAACAGUACUGAAGUAAGAAGUCAAAGCAUUAUUUCGAUUACUUAUAUACACUUCAAAAACCAAUACACUUAGCAUUUUGCUGAAGGUAUCUUAAAUUAUUAUACAUGGAUUUUAACUUAAAAUUGACAUUAAAUAUUUCUAUAAAAAA
Molecule: messenger RNA, 1539 nt
Organism: Acyrthosiphon pisum (pea aphid)
Lineage: Eukaryota; Metazoa; Arthropoda; Insecta; Hemiptera; Aphididae
Product: clavesin-2
Exons: 6
Coding region: 262-1209 (315 amino acids)
Cellular component (GO): membrane
Molecular function (GO): phosphatidylinositol bisphosphate binding
Source: RefSeq, a predicted model, not a curated record